Messenger RNA from Haemonchus placei, 1167 nucleotides. Lineage: Eukaryota; Metazoa; Nematoda; Chromadorea; Rhabditida; Trichostrongylidae. The record is from the annotation of a GenBank genome assembly.
AUGACAUGCAUGCAUGUGGUCGUCGUCGGUUCUGCAUUCAACAGAACUGUUCCAGAGAAGCAAGCUUGGGACAAGCUAGUUAAAACCGGUCCUCCAAAAAUUUCUACGCCUACGCCAGCUCCAGGUCUACCAGGAUUCCCUACACUUCCUCCAGUUCAACCAGGACCUCCGACAGUUUCUCCAGCUCAAGGACCGCCAGGAAUUUCUGCCUCAGUAACGGAAGCCGAUCAUCUUCUUGAUGUGACUGAACCACCGCUACAUUACACGGAAGCUCAUGGGUACGUUACUCCACACUACGAAGAUACGAGAAGAGUGGGCAAAGAUGGAGAGGAAGGACAACGGCUUUCAAAACAAGAAUCACUGGAGGAGGAAGGCGCACGUCUUUGGGAAGAAGAGGGAGUGAGGGAACAUGAGGAGCAGAGACGAAUCGGCGAGGAGCGAAGGCCAGAGAAAGAACGGGGGCUAGAGGAAGAGAGGCUCAGAAAGUUCGAAGAGCAGAGAUGGCUGGAGGAAGAGCUGAGAAGAGAAGAGCGUUUGCGGUUAGUGGAGGAAAAAGGUCAAAGAGGAGAGCAUGAGAGUCGCCUCAGAGAAGAACGUCUGAGAGAGGCAGAAGAAAGAAGAAGGCUAGAAGAAGAACGAGGGCGUUUGGAGGAGGAGAUAGAGGAAGAGCGAAGGCGUGUGGAGGAGGAACGGGGAAAGGUUGGAGAGGAACGCAGGAUAGCAGAGGAGAGACGUCUCUGGGAAGAGGAAGAAAUGCUGAAUAGGAUAGACACUGAAUACGAGGAACAACGUAGAAGAGAGGAAGAGGUAAGACGAGAGGAGCAGAGAUUGGGAGAGGAACAAAGACGAAAACAAGAAGAGAUCCGUAGAGAAGAAGAAAGGAGACGUAACGAAGAGUUUAUGAAAGAGUUGGAAAUGCGUCGGGAAGAGCACAAACGUCGAUUAGAAGAGUUCCAGAAGCUGCAGGAUCAGAGGAGAGAGAAGAUAGCAAAGUUCACAGGCGAACGACGGCAAUGGAAGGAAAAAUUAAAAGCUGCAGAGGAAGAUGGGAAAAAGACACAGUUUAUCCAUAUCAUUUGUUACGACGGUGAAGUGAUACGAACUCCGGAAGCUCGAAAGGAGCUCUACAGCGAAGGUGAUCCGUGUGAAGAAAUCAGAAAAAAUUAG